Messenger RNA from Aspergillus pseudonomiae, 2062 nucleotides. RefSeq names its product Ygr210 GTPase family protein. Gene Ontology annotation, molecular function: ATP hydrolysis activity; GTP binding. The transcript has 11 exons. NCBI's taxonomy places the organism in Eukaryota, Fungi, Ascomycota, Eurotiomycetes, Eurotiales, Aspergillaceae. Gene Ontology annotation, cellular component: cytoplasm. The record is from RefSeq and is a predicted model, not a curated record. Bases 86 to 1333 code for a protein of 415 amino acids.
GUUACAUGUUGUUAGACAGGAAUAGACUCUUAUUCUGCCGUUGUGUUUCUUAAUUGUACGUUCUGCUACUCAGAUAUCUGCUAGUAUGCCUAGGGAUCCAUUGAUUGGGUUGGUUGGAAAGCCAUCCAGUGGAAAAUCGACAACGCUGAAUAGUUUGACAGACGCUACUUCGAAAGUUGGGAACUUCCCUUUCACUACAAUCGAUCCUCAGCGCGCCAUUGGCUACCUCCAAAUAGAAUGUGCAUGCCAGCGAUACGGUGUGUCGGAUAAGUGCAAACCGAAUUAUGGAGGCUGUAUAGAAGGAAGACGCUCUGUCCCCAUUGAGCUCUUGGACGUUGCAGGUCUCGUUCCAGGCGCGCAUCAAGGUCGAGGGUUGGGUAACAAGUUCUUGGAUGAUUUGCGUCAUGCGGAUGCCUUGAUCCACGUGGUUGAUGUUAGUGGGACCACGGACGCAGAAGGGAAAGCAACUCGAGGUUACGAUCCUUCACAAGAUAUUGAAUGGUUACAUUCCGAGAUUGUGCGCUGGGUCUUGGGAAAUUUGAUGCAAAGAUGGGGAUCCAUCAAGAGGAGACAUAUGGCUAUAAAGGCGACGGCCGUGGACACCUUACAAGGGCAGUUCUCCGGUUAUGGAAGUACAUCAACGAUUGUUGCACGCUGCUUAGAUCGGAUAGGCUUGAAGGAGCCACUUGAAGACUGGUCUGAUGAGACGGUUGAGAGGGUUGUCAAAGCUUUUAUCGAUGAAAAAUUCCCCACGGUCUAUGCUUUAAACAAAAUCGAUCAUCCCGACGCAGACAAGAAUAUCAGCAAAAUUGCCAAAAUGCAGGACCCUCAGUCCAUUGUCCUCUGCUCCGCAAUAUCAGAAGUGUUCCUUCGGAGGUUAGCGAAGCAAAAUUACAUCAAAUACGUCGAAGGAAGCGAGUUUCUAGAUACGCGAGAAGACCUCAUAGAGAUGGGCGAACCUGAUGGCGGUGGCUUAAAGGAGAUGGAUGAGAAGUUGAAGACCCGUGUCGAAAAUUUGAAAGACAUGGUACUUUAUCGUUUUGGCUCAACUGGAGUUGUGCAAUGUCUUUCGCGUGCCGCAGAGCUCCUGGGUCUGGUACCAGUCUUCCCAGUCAGAAACGUACACACCUUCGCAUCAGGAGCCGGAAGCGAUGCAGCGUUCCGCGAUUGUGUCCUGGUUAAAAAGGGCACUACGGUUGGAGAUGUUGCUCAAAAGGUCAUGGGCGAUAUACCGAUCUCCUACAUCGAGGGCGUUGGUGGUAUCCGCGUCUCGGAAGAUGAAAUUGUGCAAGUAGGAAAACAUGAUGUACUAUCCUUCAAGCCUGGUCGAUAGAUCUCAUUAUUCAAUUUAUAUACAGUUGAUAUGUCUGGGAACGAACAAUGAAACGCUUAUGGCGGCUAUCAAUAGUACAUAGCCGAAUUCAAUGAAGCAGAAAAGCAACCCAACUUACAGAUCAAUGACCCUUCUGUGAACGAUAUCAAUAGUCAGUCGCCUGGUCUUGGUGGGGGGUAUCAACUCUUAUCCCAGGAAUGUCCUAGCUUAUUUCUACGAGCGUAAAGGUUUGAAAACAUACCUGAGCUCUUUCAUCAUUCAUUCCGAUGAUCGGUUCAGGUGCCUUAGGAUGCUCCUCCUUAGCCUUCUUCCAAUGCUUUAACCCUUCUCUCUCCGUUGCUGCUUGAGGCUUAUCACUUCGGGCUACUCCCUCAUAUUCCUCCUUGUCCUUCAAACCAGAAGAAGCCCCUUCAACAGUUGGAUCAGUGUUAUCACCCUUCUUGCUUCGGUUCACAGCAUGAUCUUCAGUUGAUGUUCCUUUCCAAUCUUGCGUUAUGCCACUAUUGAGGCGAACCCGCACACUUCCGGGCGUGUGGAACGCCGCUGGCUGCCACACGGAACAAAGCGGAAGUAAGCAGAGACGUGGCGGCCGUGGCGUGAGCAGAUGAUGCAGCUUUGAAGUUGGAGUAGGGAGUUUUGAGCUGUUCGGCAUCUUGGGUUUAUGAUUUAUGACUGGGAUUGGGCUUCUCACGAAAAUUAUGUUGUACAAAAGCAAAUAUUUCUUAUAUA